CAUCGGAGCGGACAACACAUGAGUCCCGACGCGAAGACGUAUGCCAUGGGGAGCGGCGUAAUCCGCGUCACGGCCUACAUCUGCGAAGCUGACAGAGCGUCGUCUCCUCGGGGCGCACUGACGUUCCUGUGCCCCAAGGCAUCAAACCACCCGACAUCGACAGUGGAGACACCACAAGUACCUCCGCCUUCCAAUACUGACGAGGUGUUUUCGCAGCCCCGGCGUGUCAUGCAUCCGCUCAACAACAUCGUCGACGAGCUCCUCUGCUGGUUCUGCGCCCACUACACUCCCAAACCAAACCCAAGGCCCGUCGCAGAAUCCCGCGAUAUGACACUGCCGACUCCCCCAGACGUACUCGAGAUCAUGGAGACCUUGGCUCGGCUUGAGGCUAGAAAGAAACGGCUGAGGGCAAAGCAAGUGGCGCUAGGCUUGGCGCUGGUCGUGGCAGAACCCGAGCCUGAGCCUGAGCCCAAGUGCACCAUCGAUUACGACGCGAUUCAGGCGAGAGAGGAUGCGGAGGCGGCGGCGCGGUGGGAAAGAAUGCGGGAAGUCCGCGCGAAGCUGGAAUCGCACAAUGCGAUGGUGGCGCUCCUGGUGGAUACGUUGGUCAAGAAGGCGUGGCCGGAGGUGGAUCGUAUUGAUAGGAAGCUGGAGUGGUCGGGGUUUGAGUAGCCGGUACGUAUACUUACUUCGCCGUACGCUGGCAGGAUCAUGCAAUAAGGCGUUUUGUGCGUUCUCGAACCUUUCCGCCGUGUUCCCGCGUCCACUGUCCACUGUCCCUUUGCUCGACCAUAAUGAUAUUGUCAUUAUACACUUUAUAACUUGAUCUCAUCGUCGAACUUGAAGACACCUCAAAUAUGCCAUUCC
Trametes versicolor FP-101664 SS1 is the source of this 867-nucleotide messenger RNA. RefSeq lists its product as uncharacterized. The transcript is spliced from 2 exons. The coding region runs from base 19 to 672 and encodes 217 amino acids. Lineage: Eukaryota; Fungi; Basidiomycota; Agaricomycetes; Polyporales; Polyporaceae. The record is from RefSeq and is a predicted model, not a curated record.